GGAGCCCGGGAGCGAAGUUGAAGCUAAACCCCGUAAGCCAUAAAGAAGUUACAGGGGGGGCGUUUUCGGCUUCCAAUUAGGAAUAAUACUGGCUUCGUAGCAACUACUGAGGAGGAGGAUUCUAAAACCACCUCACCCGUCCCAAAGCCCGCACCCCCCUCCUUCUCCCAUGCACCCCUCCCCCAAUUCAUAAUCAAGGAAAGAAAAGAGAGCUGGGGCGCGCUCUGCUCCUCUCUGCCGGUGGGAAGCUAAGAGGCCUGAGGAGUUGCUUAGUUGGACGUAAGCAUGAGUACAAUUAAGAGGCGGGCGCCUCCGCACCCUUUGCCGUCAGCGGGGACUAAAGUGGCCUGAAAGAGCUGUCCGGCAUUCCCGUUCUUCCCAAAGGGGCUCGGAGCCGCCUCAAAGGCCGCGGGACUGAGAGCAAACGUCGGGGAUUAUUAUGUCGACUUUCCGAGGACCGGGGUUCGCAGCUCGGAACCGAAGAAAAGGCUGGCUCCUCGGGAGUCCCGCCGGCAUUUGAAACCCAGGGACGCCUAGGAUUGCCCAAAUUGCCGAGGAUCAGCAACUUUCCUCUACUGGCAUCUCAUAUUUUUAAAGAAAAUACUUUCUGUUCUCCACGUUGGUCUUUUACUACCAACAAAACACUGAAGCAGACUUCAGUCUCGUCAUUCAAAGCGUGCUUUAUAUAUGUUUGCCAAAUAUGAUCUCUAAUUAAAAGUUUAUUUUUGGUUUUGGAUGAAUCUGUGGAACUUAUGUUGUAAGAAGAAAGAGGGAACGAGACACGAUGAAAGAGAAGUCCAAAAAUGCUGCCCGGACUAGGAGGGAGAAGGAAAACAGUGAAUUUUAUGAACUGGCUAAAUUACUGCCUUUGCCCUCGGCUAUCACCUCGCAGCUGGACAAAGCAUCCAUAAUCAGACUCACCACCAGCUACCUCAAAAUGAGAGUAGUGUUCCCAGAAGGGCUCGGCGAGGCGUGGGGCCACUCGAGUAGGACCAGCCCCUUGGACAACGUUGGCCGCGAACUGGGUUCGCAUCUGCUCCAGACCCUGGAUGGCUUCAUCUUUGUGGUGGCCCCCGAUGGGAAGAUCAUGUACAUCUCGGAGACAGCCUCAGUCCAUCUGGGUCUUUCUCAGGUAGAGCUGACCGGGAACAGCAUUUACGAGUACAUACACCCGGCGGACCACGACGAGAUGACCGCAGUGCUCACGGCCCACCAGCCCUACCACUCUCACUUCGUCCAGGAGUACGAGAUCGAACGCUCCUUCUUCCUGAGGAUGAAGUGCGUCUUGGCCAAGAGAAACGCGGGCCUCACCUGCGGCGGCUACAAGGUCAUUCACUGCAGCGGCUACCUGAAGAUCCGCCAGUACAGCUUGGACAUGUCCCCCUUCGACGGCUGCUACCAGAACGUGGGCCUAGUGGCCGUGGGCCACUCGCUCCCUCCCAGCGCCGUCACGGAGAUCAAGCUGCACAGCAACAUGUUCAUGUUCCGCGCCAGCCUGGACAUGAAGCUCAUCUUCUUGGACUCCAGAGUGGCGGAGCUGACGGGGUACGAACCUCAGGACCUGAUUGAGAAGACUCUGUACCACCACGUGCAUGGCUGCGACACCUUCCACCUGCGCUGUGCCCACCACCUGCUGCUGGUGAAAGGGCAGGUGACCACCAAGUACUACCGGUUCCUGGCGAAGCACGGCGGCUGGGUAUGGGUGCAGAGCUAUGCGACCAUCGUGCACAACAGCCGCUCCUCCAGGCCACACUGCAUCGUUAGUGUCAACUAUGUCCUCACGGACACGGAAUACAAAGGGCUGCAGCUGUCCCUGGAUCAGAUCUCCGCCUCCAAGCCAGCCUUCUCCUAUGCAAGCAGCUCCACCCCUGCCAUGACUGACAACAGGAAGGGGGCCAAGUCCAGGCUCUCCAGCUCCAAGUCAAAGUCCAGGACUUCCCCUUACCCUCAGUAUCCAGGAUUUCCCACGGAAAGAUCUGAAUCUGAUCACGACAGCCAGUGGGGAGGCAGCCCACUGACCGACACAGCCUCCCCGCAGCUCUUGGACCCCGCGGACCGGCCAGGCUCCCAGCACGACGCGUCCUGCGCCUACAGGCAAUUCUCGGAGCGCAGCGCCCUCUGCUAUGGCUUUGCCCUCGACCAUCCCAGGCUGGUGGAGGAGAGGCAUUUCCACACCCAGGCCUGCGAGAGCGGCCGGUGUGAGGCAGGCAGGUACUUUCUGGGAGCGCCGCAGGCGGGGAGGGAGCCCUGGUGGGGCUCUCGAGCAGCCCUGCCCCUGACCAAGGCCUCCCCAGAGAGCAGAGAAGCCUACGAGAGCAGCAUGCCUCACAUCGCUUCGGUCCACAGGAUCCACGGGCGAGGUCAUUGGGAUGAAGAGAGUGUGGUCAGUUCUCCAGACCCUGGGUCUGCCAGCGAAUCAGGUGACCGGUAUCGCACUGAGCCGUAUCAAAGUAGCCCGCAUGAACCUAGCAAAAUUGAAACUCUGAUAAGAGCCACCCAGCAAAUGAUUAAAGAAGAAGAGAACAGAUUGCAGCUAAGGAAAGGCCCCCCAGACCAACUGGCUUCCAUUAAUGGAGCUGGGAAAAAACACUCCCUCUGUUUUGCAAACUACCAGCAGCCCCCACCGACAAGGGAGGUCUGCCAUGGCUCCGCUCUUGCCAACACUUCGCCGUGUGACCACAUCCAGCAGAGAGAGGGAAAAAUGCUGAGCCCCCACGAUAAUGACUAUGACAACAGUCCCACAGCACUGUCUCGGAUAAGUAGUCCCAAUUCGGAUCGCAUUUCAAAAUCCAGUUUGAUCCUAGCUAAAGACUAUCUCCAUUCGGAUAUGUCUCCUCACCAGACAGCAGGAGACCAUCCUGCCAUCUCUCCAAACUGCUUUGGCACACAUCGGCAGUAUUUUGAUAAGCAUGCUUACACAUUAACUGGAUACGCCCUGGAGCACUUAUAUGACAGCGAAACCAUUAGAAACUAUUCCUUGGGCUGUAAUGGCUCACACUUUGAUGUAACUUCCCAUCUGAGGAUGCAGCCAGAUCCCGCACAAGGACACAAGGGAACAUCUGUUAUAAUAACCAAUGGAAGCUGAUGUUUUUCUAAAACAUUUUGUUCUUUAAGGAUCUCUGAAACAUAUUUAUCAUUUAAUGCCCCAUUACCAGCAUUUACAAUGCCACAGAUUGUUAGAGUGGAUAAUUUAAGUUACUAGGUAUUUAACAUGUGUUCCUGUGAAAUCGAAGACAACAGCGCUGGCAUUCAGGGUUACACACAGACAGUGGAGCUGAAGUGAAUAUACACAUUGCCCCUCUAUUUAUAUGGGAAUCAGAAUAGAUUAAUUUUGAAUUGAAAAAUACUUGUGUAGAUUAAGUGAGCUUAUACACCACGUGAAAGGACUGACGGAUGGCAUGAUGAUCCAGUGAACUUCACACACACAGAUCACUAUCUGCAAACUGCUGUAUAUACUUUACAUACGGAAAUAGAAACUAUAUACCAUAAAUACACCCAGAGUAGGUUACUUUCCUUAACUUUAGCAAAUUAAGCUUCUUAAAGAAAUUUCCACUCCCCAAGUAACUAAGAAAGAGAGAGAUACCUCUUGUAAACUGGCUUCUUCUUUGUGCUUUCAAUCAUCCAGCUCAUUUGGUUCAGGCAUAAAUUAGGGAAAUAGUUCUGGAUAUGAUACAAGAAUGAGUUUUCACCUGGUUUCCAUUACAAGCAAUCAGGAAGUGGUGAUUUUUCACCUCACUUUUGAGUUAUACAAGGAACAGGAUCACACUGACAUAGCAGUGAGGGUUCUUCUAAGUAAAAACACCAAGAUGUUGGGACACACAUCAAAAGCUUGGGGGUGCCCAAAUGAAAAUAGGUUAGUAAAGAUGCAAAGGCUGGAGGCAGCAAAAAAAAGAAAUGGUAUCUCAAAACAAACAAUUUAAGGGUCAGCACAUGUAAUCAACAUAUUUGGGGCUCAUAAAACUAAACAAAUAAAAGAUUCCAGCUAAUUCACCAAGAAAAAACGCUGAUACGUGCAAAAAAGGAAAAAAAAAAAAAAAAAAAAAGAAA
This is a messenger RNA of Camelus dromedarius (Arabian camel), 4047 nucleotides long. RefSeq names its product SIM bHLH transcription factor 1 (gene SIM1). Gene Ontology annotation, molecular function: DNA-binding transcription factor activity, RNA polymerase II-specific; RNA polymerase II transcription regulatory region sequence-specific DNA binding; protein dimerization activity. Gene Ontology annotation, biological process: regulation of transcription by RNA polymerase II. The transcript has 12 exons. Bases 785 to 3085 code for a protein of 766 amino acids. NCBI's taxonomy places the organism in Eukaryota, Metazoa, Chordata, Mammalia, Artiodactyla, Camelidae. The record is from RefSeq and is a predicted model, not a curated record.